Molecule: messenger RNA, 2290 nt
Organism: Papilio xuthus (Asian swallowtail)
Lineage: Eukaryota; Metazoa; Arthropoda; Insecta; Lepidoptera; Papilionidae
Gene: L2HGDH
Product: L-2-hydroxyglutarate dehydrogenase
Exons: 4
Coding region: 325-1674 (449 amino acids)
Molecular function (GO): (S)-2-hydroxyglutarate dehydrogenase activity
Source: RefSeq, a predicted model, not a curated record
AUUUUUUACCGUGCAACUUUGUGACUUUUCGUGUUUUCAUAUCGCAGUCAAUCAAACAUUUAUUACAAAUAAAAUAAAAUAAACAUUAUACUGUCUGACGUCCGAGUGCGGAGUAACACGGAAUUGCUUUUUAGAAUUGAUGCUAGUUCUAGAUUAAAUUUAGAAAUACUUGGUUCUUGUCAUUUAUUGUAACUAUUUGUAUAGUGUUAAUAUGCAACUGUGAUGUAAAUAUCUUGGUUGAAGCAUAGAGGUGUUGAAGGGUACCUUUAAGCUUUAUUUUAGGUAGAAUACUAGUUGUAUAAAAAAAAUCUAAAGCUUUUUGACAUGUCUUUCAUAACCAAAAGUGCAGUGUCGUUACCAGUUUUGUCUUCAAAAAUCUUUCAAUGUUUAGGUUUUUUAAAUUAUACAGUUACACGAAGGUACAGCAAUCAAAAGCAUCACAGUUAUGAUAUUGUGGUAAUUGGUGGAGGAAUUGUUGGAUCCGCUUCUGCUCGUGAAUUAAUAUUACGACAUCCGUCACUGAAGAUAGCAAUAGUUGAGAAAGAAAAUCGUUUUGCAUGUCAUCAAAGUGGAAACAACAGUGGUGUAAUUCAUGCUGGUAUUUACUACAAACCUGGUUCAUUGAAAGCCAAGUUAUGUGUAGAAGGUUUGAAUUUAUCAUACCAAUACCUUGACAAGAAAGGUAUUAAAUAUUCAAAAUGUGGCAAACUAAUUGUAGCUACACAAAGGUCAGAAGUGCCCCGCCUUCUUGAUUUGUAUGAUAGGGGAGUUAAAAAUGGUGUUAAGGAUAUUAAACUUCUGGAUUCUAAAGAGAUGCGUGAAUUAGAACCAAACUGUAGAGGACUAGAAGCACUGUGGUCACCACAUACAGGUAUUGUAGACUGGGGUGAAGUAACUAAUUCCUAUGUGAAAGACUUUGAGGAAUGUGGUGGAAAAAGUUACCUUAAUUUUGAAGUAACUAAAUUCAUUGAAUCAGAGGGGGCUGAGUACCCUGUUAUUUUAAAUAGUUCAAAAGUUGACAAAAUAGAGGCGAAGUAUGUGUUAACCUGUUGUGGUUUACAAUCAGAUACAGUAGCGGUAUUAACUGGAUGCCCUGAGGAGCCAAAAAUAAUUCCAUUCAGAGGUGAAUACUUGUACUUAAAGCCAAAUAAAAGUAAAAUUGCAAAAGCCAAUAUUUACCCAGUACCUGACCCAAGAUUUCCUUUCCUUGGUGUACACUUGACACCAAAGAUAGAUGGAAGAGUUAUUGUCGGACCUAAUGCUAUUUUAGCAUUUUGUAAAGAGGGGUACAGAUGGGGUGAUGUGAAUAUGAAGGAGUUAAGAGAAAUAAUUAGAUUCUCUGGAUUUCAAAGGAUGGCUCUAAAAUAUGCAAGUUUUGGGUUGAAAGAAAUGAGUAGGUCACUUAUUAUGCCACUCCAAGUAAUGCAAAUACAAAAAUAUAUACAAAACAUAACUAGUGCUGAUGUGGAAAGAGGGCCAGCGGGAGUCAGAGCGCAAGCUAUGGCAAAAGAUGGCACAUUGAUAGAAGAUUUUGUGUUUGAUUCUCAACCUGGGUCUGGUGCAAUUGGCAGUCGAGUGCUGCAUUGUAGAAAUGCACCAUCUCCCGGUGCUACAUCAUCUUUGGCUAUCGCUAAAAUGAUAGCAGAUAAAAUGGAAGAAGAGUUCAAACUAUAGCAGGUUGUUUUUUGAGUAUAUUUAUUACACUACUUAUACUAUUGUAAGUACAAAUGUUUUUAAUAUGGGCUAUUAUUUUAUAAGAGUCUACAAUAUAUAAUGCACAGUAAUAUUCCAGACACAAUAUAUCUAAUUGAAUUAGUACAACUGUGAUGUUUUAUGUAUUUUUAAUGACACAUCUUAUCAGCUUGUGGAUGACAAGUUUGUUUAUUAUGAGUUAUGCAAUAGUUUCUUUGUGAUAAAAUCCAGAUAGCUAUAUAAACACAUACACAUUUAUAUAGUAAACAAAUGGAUUGAUUAAUAGUUUUAUUUACUUCCUAAACCGUCUUGGUUGAAAGUAUACUAAACAUAAAUCCUAUUUUAUGACUAUUUAGAAGUAAUAUAAUAUAAGCGUCUCUAGUUUAAUCAACACUAUUGGUAAUUGGGAUUAUGUUAUCUAGUCUUGUAAAUGCAAGUCGGAUUGUUGUUUAUAUAAUGCUGUUUACAUUUAAAUAUUGCAAUAAUGUCAUUAAUUAACAUGAUUAUAUUGUUCAUGUCUGAUGAGAGCAAGGAUUUAUUGAUUUUUUUAAGGAAAAUGGACAUUAUAUUAUGUUAAAAAUUACAUUUUCCGUGUAUA